Molecule: messenger RNA, 4148 nt
Organism: Struthio camelus australis
Lineage: Eukaryota; Metazoa; Chordata; Aves; Struthioniformes; Struthionidae
Source: RefSeq, a predicted model, not a curated record
UACGGGAAUCAGCAAGGACUGACCCGCUGCUGGUGCGCGCGGUAUGGGAACGCCAGACGCCGUCGCCCUGGCGGCCUGCCUGCUUUGAUAACCGCCACCCCUCUUUCCAACAAGCUCCGAACUCGCCCGGGGGCCUGGAAACACUAAUCCCUUCGGAAGCGGUCGACGGGGACAGGAUGUGCGGACGAUGAUGAUGGCAAGAAAGCAAGAUGUCCGCAUUCCCACCUACAACCUUAGCGUGGUGGGCUUAUCCGGCACGGAGAAGGAGAAGGGGCAGUGCGGCAUCGGGAAGUCUUGCCUUUGCAACCGCUUCGUCCGGCCCAGUGCGGACGAGUUUCAUUUGGACCACACUUCGGUUCUCAGCACCAGUGACUUUGGAGGGAGGGUCGUCAAUAAUGACCACUUCCUUUACUGGGGCGAAGUGGCACGCUCCCUGGAGGACUGCGUGGAGUGUAAAAUGCACGUCGUGGAGCAGACCGAGUUUAUCGACGACCAGACUUUCCAGCCUCAUCGCAGCACGGCCCUGCAGCCCUACAUCAAACGGGCUGCGGCGACCAAACUCGCCUCGGCUGAAAAACUCAUGUACUUUUGCACUGAUCAGCUGGGGCUGGAGCAGGACUUUGAACAGAAACAGAUGCCGGAUGGAAAGCUGCUGGUUGACGGCUUUCUGCUCUGCAUCGACGUUAGCAGGGGCAUGAACAGGAACUUUGACGAUCAGCUCAAAUUUGUUUCCAACCUUUACAAUCAGCUCGCAAAAACGAAAAAGCCCAUUGUGGUGGUGCUGACCAAGUGCGACGAAGGGGUGGAGCGGUACAUUCGAGAUGCCCAUACUUUUGCCUUAAGCAAAAAGAACCUCCAGGUGGUGGAGACGUCUGCUAGAUCCAAUGUGAACAUUGACUUGGCCUUCAGCACCUUAGUGCAGCUAAUCGAUAAAAGCCGGGGAAAGACUAAAAUUAUCCCCUACUUUGAAGCUUUGAAACAGCAAAGCCAACAGAUAGCUGCCGCUAAAGACAAGUAUGAGUGGCUGGUCAGCCGCAUUGUCAAGAACCACAACGAGACGUGGUCGAACGUGAGCCGCAAGAUGCAGUCCUCGCCAGAGUAUCAGGAUUACGUGUAUCUGGAAGGGACGCAGAAAGCCAAGAAGCUCUUCCUGCAGCACGUCCAUCGCCUCAAGCAGGAGCACAUAGAGCGCCGACGGAAGAUGUAUCUCGCCAUGCUUCCGCAAGCCUUCGAAGCGCUCAUCCCGGACCUGGACGAGAUCGAUCACUUGAGCUGCGUGAAGGUCGAGAAACUGUUGGAGACGAAGCCCGACUUCUCAAAAUGGUUCGUCGUCCUCGAAGAGACCCCCUGGGACGCCACGAGCCACAUAGACAACAUGGAAAACGAACGCAUUCCUUUCGACCUGAUGGAGACUCAGCCCGCCGAGCAGCUUUAUGAAGCUCACUUGGAAAAGCUGAGGAAUGAGAGGAAAAGAGCGGAAAUGAGGAGAGCUUUCAAGGAGAACCUGGAGACUUCCCCCUUCAUAACGCCCGGGAAGCCUUGGGAGGAGGCGCGCAGUUUCAUCAUGAACGAGGAUUUUUACAUGUGGCUGGAGGAAUCUAUUUAUAUGGAUAUCUACAGCAAGCACCAAAAACAGAUUAUCGAGAAGGCCAAGGAAGAGUUUCAGGAGCUGCUCUUGGAGUAUUCGGAACUGUUUUAUGAACUGGAACUUGACGCUAAACCGAGCAAGGAGAAAAUGGGCGUCAUCCAAGACGUUUUGGGAGAGGAGCAACGAUUUAAAGCUUUGCAAAAGCUGCAGGCGGAGCGGGACGCCCUUAUUUUGAAACACAUCCAUUUUGUGUAUCACCCAACGAAGGAAACCUGCCCCAGCUGCCCGCUUUGCAUAGACUCAAAAAUCGAGCACUUGAUCAGUUCCCGCUUCAUUAGACCGUCGGAGCGCAAUCAGAAAAACUUGCUUUCCGAUUCCAAUAUCGAUAGGAUUAAUCUGGUGAUUCUGGGUAAAGAUGGCCUGGCACGGGAGCUGGCCAACGAGAUCCGGGCUCUUUGUACGAACGACGACAAGUACGUGAUAGAAGGCAAAAUGUACGAGCUGUCCUUGCGGCCCAUCGAGGGCAACGUCCGGCUGCCCGUCAACUCCUUUCAGACGCCCACGUUUCAGCCUCACGGCUGCCUUUGCCUUUACAACUCGAAGGAGUCGCUGUCCUACGUGGUGGAGAGCAUCGAGAAGAGUCGGGAGUCGACCAUCGGCAGAAGGGAUAACCACCUGGCCCACCUCCCUCUGACGCUCAUCCUCGUCAACAAGAGGGGAGACACCAGCGGCGAGACGCUGCACAGCUUGAUACAGCAAGGGCAGCAGAUCGCGAGCAAGCUGCAGUGCGUCUUUCUCGACCCCGCGUCCGCCGGCAUCGGCUACGGCCGGAACAUCAACGAGAAGCAAAUCAGCCAAGUGUUGAAGGGCUUGUUGGACUCGAAGCGCAACUUGAACCUGGUGAGCUCUACCUCCAGCAUCAAGGAGCUGGCCGACGUCGACCUGCGGAUCGUCAUGUGCCUCAUGUGCGGAGACCCCUUCAGCGCGGACGAUAUCCUCGUGCCGAUUCUGCAGUCCCCGACGUACCGACCCGCCCAGUGCGCGAGCAGCAGCUCCGUCCUGCUCGAACUGUCCAUAGGGCCGCACAGGCGGCGCGUCGAGCUCUCCAUCCUUUCGUACCAUUCCUCGUUCAGCGUUCGGAAAAGCCGCUUGGUGCACGGGUACAUCGUGUUUUACUCGGCCAAGCGGAAGGCGUCCUUGGCCAUGUUACGUGCCUUUCUUUGCGAAGUGCAGGAUAUCAUCCCCAUACAGAUCGUGGCGCUCACCGACGGCUCCAUCGACAUCCUCGACAACGACUUGAGCAGGGAGCAGCUCACCGAGGGAGAGGAGAUCGCCCAGGAGAUCGACGGCAAGUUCACCACGAUACCCUGCAGCCAGCCGCAGCACAAGCUCGAGAUCUUCCACUCCUUCUUCAAAGACGUGGUGGAGAAAAAAACCAUCAUCGAGGCCACGCACAUGUACGACAACGUCGCCGAAGCGUGCAGCACGACGGAGGAGGUGUUCAACUCGCCUCGAGCCGGCUCCCCUCUCUGCAACUCCAACCUCCAGGAUUCAGAGGAGGAUAUCGAGCCGCCGUCCUACAGCCCGUUCAGGGAGGACACGUCCCUGCCUGCCUUGCCCAAAGAUCACUCGAAGCUUUCCAUGGAGCUGGAGGGGAACGACAGUUUGUCUUUCAUUUCGGUUAUGAACACUUUUGAAAGCAAGUUGAACAACAAAGUACCUCCUCCGGUGAAACCAAAGCCCCCGGUGCAUUUUGACAUUACCAAGGGGGAUCUGUCGUAUUUGGACCAAGGGCACAGAGACGGCCAGCGGAAAUCCGUGUCUUCGAGCAGCUGGCUGCCCACCGACGGCUUCGAUCCGUCCGACUACGCCGAGCCCAUGGACGCCGUGGUCAAGCCGAGGAACGAGGAGGAGAACAUCUACUCGGUGCCUCACGACAGCACCCAAGGCAAGAUCAUCACCAUCCGCAACAUCAACAAGGCGCAGUCCAACGGCAGCGGCAACGGCUCCGACAGCGAGAUGGACACGAGCUCCCUGGAACGGGGCCGGAAGGUGUCCGCCGUCAGCAAGCCGGUUUUGUAUCGGACGCGGUGCGCCCGCCUGGGCAGGUUCGCCAGCUACCGGACCAGCUUCAGCGUCGGCAGCGACGAUGAGUUGGGACCCAUCCGGAAGAAGGAGGAGGAUCAGACCUCCCAAGGAUAUAAAGGCGAUAAUGCCGUUAUUCCCUACGAAACGGCCGACGGGGAGGAUCCGAGGAGGAGGAACAUCUUGCGGAGCUUGAGGAGGACGACGAAGAAACCAAAGCCUAAACCUCGGCCGUCCAUCACAAAGACUACGUGGGAAAGCAACUAUUUCGGGGUGCCUUUGACCAAUGUAGUGACUCCAGAGAAACCCAUCCCCGUCUUUAUCGAGAGAUGCAUCGAGUACAUCGAAGCGACAGGCUUGAGCACGGAGGGCAUCUACCGGGUGAGCGGCAACAAGUCGGAGAUGGAGAGCCUGCAGCGCCAGUUCGAUCAAGGUAACGUCCGCUCCCCGGACGGCGUCACGCCGCGCGGAUAAA